AGCCGGCGCUAAUCACGCCACCCCACCGGACCAGAUGAAUGAUUGGAAUAAGAAGAAACCGUCCGGUUCGCGUCUGCUGCACGAUUCUAUUCCAUUCCAUUCGGUUCGGUUCAGCACGAGCCCCACCCCGAUCCAUCCGCUCGCUAGGGUUCACGCCAUGGCUCCACCACCGUCCGACCAGCCGCCCGCCGCCGGGCCUGCCGAGAUCUCCAAGGUCCUCAUCGUCAUAGCGAUGCAGACGGAGGCGAUGCCGCUCGUCACCAAGCUCAAGCUCGUCGAGGCGGCCGCCGGCGAAUCCAUGUUUCCUAAAUGUGCCCCUUGGAUUAGAUAUCACGGCAACUACAAAGGCCUCCACAUUGACCUAGUUUGGCCUGGAAAAGAUCCUGCUCUCGGAGUGGACAGUGUUGGUACGGUAUCGGCAGCUCUUGUGACUUAUGCAUCCAUUCAAACAUUUAAGCCGGACCUUAUCAUUAAUGCUGGCACUGCUGGUGGCUUCAAGGCCAAAGGAGCAAGCAUUGGAGAUGUCUUCCUAGCAUCAGAUGUUGCAUUCCAUGACAGGAGAAUACCAAUACCUGUUUUUGACAUGUACGGAGUUGGAGCACGAAAAACACUUGCAACCCCUAAUAUCUUGAAGGAACUCAAUUUGAAGGUUGGCAAGUUGUCAACUGGUGACUCUCUGGAUAUGUCUCCCCAGGAUGAGGCAGCAAUACUGAGGAAUGAUGCUACCAUCAAGGAUAUGGAGGGAGCAGCGGUGGCAUACGUUGCCGACAUGUUCUCAACACCAGCAAUCUUUGUGAAAGCUGUUACUGAUAUCGUUGAUGGGGAGAAGCCAACGGCGGAGGAGUUUCUGCAAAACCUGGUUGCCGUGACGGCAGCACUUGACCAAGCUGUUACCAAAGUGGUUGAUUUCAUCAGCGGGAAAUGCAUCUCUGAUCUUUGAAAACCUAACUACAGCACCAUGCUUUUCCAGAUUGCACAAAUGGCAGAAACUUAAAAUCUGCUCAUGCUAUUACCCGAUGUUGGUUGUAUGAUUUUUCUGGAGGGGUUUUAUAUAUGACAUUUUACAUUCUCACCCCCCCUGUGUACAAAAUUCUUGGCAACUACUCUGAGCCACAGUUUUGUAGAAUAUUUGCAAACUGUGCAGGGUAAUGAAGCUAAAUAAGGUGAUGCAUUGUGAAAAUAAAAUGGUGGGGAUUGGAUGCCUCA
Molecule: messenger RNA, 1206 nt
Organism: Phragmites australis (common reed)
Lineage: Eukaryota; Viridiplantae; Streptophyta; Magnoliopsida; Poales; Poaceae
Product: 5'-methylthioadenosine/S-adenosylhomocysteine nucleosidase-like
Exons: 8
Coding region: 35-940 (301 amino acids)
Biological process (GO): nucleoside metabolic process
Molecular function (GO): methylthioadenosine nucleosidase activity
Source: RefSeq, a predicted model, not a curated record